UUGCAUUCCGGAACUAUUAUCCUGUGGGACAUUGCUUAUAUCGUGACGUGGUUGGAGUGGCUAGAAAUAAACUACAUUUGUGAACGUUCUGUAGUUAUGGACUAAUUCAGUUGAUAUUUUAUUCUCAACAUAUGUCAAACAGUGCAGUCUUAUCUGGCAGGCAUUGAGACCUCUUGGCAUUGUGGUUGUUGUUGUUUUGAGGCUUCUGCGCGGGGACACGCCUAUCAUCCCUAGCCCUGUGACUCUCUGUCCCUGCGUCAUCAUGAAGCUGUACAGCCUCAGCGUCCUCCACAAAGGAGCGACUAAAUCCAACCUCCUUAAAUCUGCCUAUGACCUAUCCUCCUUUAGCUUCUUCCAACGCUCCAGUGUGCAAGAGUUCAUGACCUUCACCAGCGCCUUGAUUGUGGAGCGUUCUGCACACGGCAGCCGAGCCUCAGUCAAAGAACAAGAGUACCUGUGCCACGUGUAUGUGAGGAAUGACAGUCUGAGUGCAGUGGUGAUAGCAGACAGCGAGUACCCUCAAAGGGUCGCCUUCACACUACUAGACAAGGUGCUAGAGGAGUUCUCCAGACAAGUGGACAGCAUAGACUGGCCAUCUGGAAACCCCGAAACCAUCAACUACAAAGCUCUGGACAUCCACCUGGCCAAGUACCAGAACCCCAGAGAGGCAGAUGCUAUGACCAAAGUGCAGGCUGAACUGGACGAGACAAAGAUUAUUCUGCACAACACCAUGGAGUCUCUGUUGGAAAGAGGGGAGAAGCUGGAUGAUCUGGUGCAGAAGUCUGAACACCUGGGGAACCAGUCUAAAGCCUUUUAUAAGACUGCACGGAAGCAGAACUCAUGCUGCGAGGUCAUGUAAUGACUGUGAACCGUCCUCUUAGACACAUCUCUUGGCCUUUCUGCUCAUCCUACAACUCCCAUCAUGCCCCAGCCUCCAGGAGAUAGAAUGGCCUCUGUUCAGUCACUGGGAGGGCACAGAGGCAGUUGGGGGGGGGGGAUUGGCAGGGGAAAAUGAUUAAUUAUUAUAUUUAUUUGCUUCAUUGUAACCUCUCAAAAGGCAUUUUGAGGUGGUUCAUAGCCAGCCAGGACGUGUUCAAUAAUCAAUAACGUGUUGUUUGUGUCUUUGGUGGUUUGUUCUUUGAAAAAAGUCUUUAAGCGUUUCCUGAAUUUCAGACUGUAUCAGAAUCUUACGUUUUGAAGGAGGAGAGAUUAAGUUCUCAUGCUUGGCUUUAAAGCAACCCUGACAAUCUCGCUCUGUUCUAUGUAGUAACUCACAGCUAACGUUAAGCAAGAGACUUCUGGAACCCAGGAUCUGCUGGUGUUCUCGUAAAGGUCUUGUAGUGUCGUCGUAUUUUCUUUUCCCACUAGAUGGUGCUGUUUCCUCACAUUCGUAGUUCAGGUAUAUUCAGUUACAUAUUUAAAGGGCCUCUGUAUCCUGGAGGAAUUAUAUUCUAUGUAAUGUGAUUUGGGUGAGCAGUGGCUGUUUGUAACUGGGUCUGAGACAUCAGAACUCCGUGAUCAAAUUGCUCAUUUCCACAGAAUGGUUUAGGGUACUGAUUUAAUCGUAUUAAAUCAUGUUGUUUUUUUGUGGAGGCAUGUGAAAACUUUGAAACAUUUCCAGGUUUUUGAUUGGUAUUGCUCGUGCGGAUGGGCUUGUUAAACUAAAUUGGGUAGCCUGUACUUAGAACGCAGUGUGUAGUGAUGUCUAUGGACUCGUCUUGAGAUACUAAGCCUUAUUGAAUUAUGGGUUACAUUGAAGUCUUGCUGUGUAUGAGUAUGUGGUAUGAAAGGCAGGUCUUGCAGUGUCCUACUGGAGUUGCGCUGUAAUCCCUCCAAAGCUUUUUUAAAUUUUGUGUUUCACAACGUUAGCUAAACAAACCAGUGUUUCUUGUCUGGACCAAUGAUGUAUACAAAAACUGGAUUGUUGACGCUAUGUAUUGGCUAUUGAGAGGCUUUGAAGCCACUGGUUGGCCAUAUUGGUACUCCCCAGUAGGAGCAGUCCUCCAUAGGAAUGAUUGAAAUUCUACAGUAUUUCAAUUACAUUUUUCAAGGACAAAGUUACAUAUAUUUAAAUAUUGUUUUGUUGUAACAUUAGUAAUCUCUAAAAAAAUUAUACUUUUCAUUUGGUAUUUUUAUGUUUAGCUCACAUAAUUUAAAAGUAUGCAUUUAAGGUGUCUGUAGUAGAAUAAAUGUGGCAAAAACAAAUGUAGACAUUAAUAAAUGCAUUUCUAUAGAUUCCAAAAUAUUUUUUAUAAUGCUGGGGAGCGCCAAGAUGGAGACAUGCUGGCUUCAACACAGCGCCCCCUAUCAGUCAUGUAGUGUUUAUCUAAAUCAUUGGUCUGUCUGGAUGCAGUCUUAAGACAUGGUUCUCACAAUGAAUCAGCCAUCACCCACCCACCAAUGGGUUCUGAUCAUAGAGAUAGAUAUAGGACUCCUCUUUAUAGCUGUUUCAUUAUAGCGUCUGUCACAGCAUGGGCAGCGCCAUUGAGGCUGCAACCCGUAGGAAUCCCCACCCAGUUGACUACUUUAAAAUGGCAGAAGUAUAGUGGAAGCCCUCAAUGGCACUGCCAAUGCUAAAAUGGCAUUUUGGCCACCAGAGGCCUUUAUCAUUCUCAAUGGUUAUGAUCCACCAUAAGAGGCGAUUUAUGCUUGAUCAGAAAGUGUGGUCGGAAACUCCGUAUGGAGGGUGUGACAUAAUUGCAGAGCAUCCGGAGGCACACUGAGGCCAAAUUGAAUUCCGUACCGCAUUGCUGUGGGCCUCCCAAAUUUUUGAACAAUGCGAAGGGCACUGAGGUGGCAGGUAGCCUAGUGGUUAGAGCGUUGGAACAGUAACCGAAAGGUUGCUAGAUCGAAUCCCCGAGCGGACAAGGUAAGAAUCUUACGUUCUGCCCCCUAACAAGGCAGUUCCUAGGCCGUCAUUGAAAAUAAGAAUUUGUUCUUAACUGACUUGCCUAGUUAAAUAAAGGUUAAAUAAAAAUAUCUCUGCAUUGACAUGAUUGGUUGAUGCUAGGUAGUGGCGGGAAGUCCUGUAAAAAACACAAACUCACUUCCGCAAGUAUGAAUUGCCUGAUUUCUGCAGAGGCCGUAAAUGCUGCAUGGCCAUUGCAGAUGACGGAUUGACCAUGCAGCGCCGUUUAAGCUCUGACCCGUCAUGGACGUGCCUGCUCAGCUGUUACAUUGUUGCAACUUGAUUGACGAGGGACUAUUUGUAAAGAACAGUAUAGAACAGACAAGAUUCCCCUUUCAGCAUAACACUGAAUCAGGUGUGUUUGACAAACAUUUCUAUCAAAGCAUUCUGUUUCAUUUAACUGGCUCAGCUUUGUGUGAAAAACACACUCCAACAUCCCAGAUAGCACUCCUUAUAAUCAGUACCGUAACACACUCAUUUGGCUUUGGAUGGUUUUUCAUUGUGUUCCCAGACUCCAGAGGACGAGUUGUUGAACAAUGUGAGAUGGAGAGAGGCCUUUGAUAUUUCAGAUGUCGUUUAUCUUGCUGCUUUAUUUUGUGUCUUAUGACCUGAGUGUGUGUGCGUGUGUUUGUGAACGUCUGUGUGCAAAUACAUAAUUAGUCUGUGACCUGAACUGCUCUUAUUGCUUUAUGGCACAACUUCUGUGCAAUAGUAGGCUGACUACACUCCCCAUAAUGUUGGAUCUUAACCUGCUUCUCAGUUGAGUGGGGCAAACAGAUAGUUAACUUGACACCAGUGUUUCCAAUGAAGGACACUUUGAUGACUCUUGUACACUUAUGAUCAACUCCCCAAAUGAAGUAAGCCAAGGGUGAACAAAAAACAUUUGCUCUGAGGAAUUUUGUUCUGUAAAAGUCUAAGUUGUGCUGAAAACUUAAAUACUGUUACAAAUGCUGUUAAAGUUAAGCUGUAGCUAUUUAGUGAUUUGUUUCUCCACUUUAAAUAUCAUGUCUUAAUUGGGAGAGAGAUGUUCUGUAAUUUAUUUAGUUAAAUAGCACAUCAUGGAAUUGGAAGCAAACAUUGAAGAUGUUGUAUUAACAAAUAUUUUGGAGAUUUAUUUUGCUAAAACACUGUUUACAGAAGUUGUAAUAUUGCCUAGAUAAAAUACAAAAGGCCUUGAA
Salvelinus namaycush (lake trout) is the source of this 4086-nucleotide messenger RNA. Its product is annotated as synaptobrevin homolog YKT6. The record is from RefSeq and is a predicted model, not a curated record. Gene Ontology annotation, cellular component: Golgi apparatus. The coding region runs from base 263 to 859 and encodes 198 amino acids. NCBI's taxonomy places the organism in Eukaryota, Metazoa, Chordata, Actinopteri, Salmoniformes, Salmonidae. The transcript has 8 exons. Gene Ontology annotation, biological process: endoplasmic reticulum to Golgi vesicle-mediated transport. Gene Ontology annotation, molecular function: SNAP receptor activity.